Diceros bicornis minor is the source of this 2362-nucleotide messenger RNA. RefSeq names its product inhibitor of growth family member 1 (gene ING1). Gene Ontology annotation, cellular component: nucleus. Gene Ontology annotation, biological process: positive regulation of DNA-templated transcription. Bases 354 to 1133 code for a protein of 259 amino acids. NCBI's taxonomy places the organism in Eukaryota, Metazoa, Chordata, Mammalia, Perissodactyla, Rhinocerotidae. The transcript is spliced from 2 exons. The record is from RefSeq and is a predicted model, not a curated record.
CCCCAGCCGCCCAGAGUGCCGGAGAGAGGCGGAGGGUUCGUGUCCGCUGGGAAUUGUUGGCUGUUGGGGAAACUUUCCUGCCAGGUCAGGCUCGGCAUUGGGGGCUGUGUUUGGAACGUGGAUCGUCACUUGGAGUUUACUAAUGUUUACAGGGCUGCGCAGCAGGGAAACGGAAGAGAGGGGGGAGGUGGAAAGCAACCGCUUGCCCCGAAGCUCACAAGCAGCCUCUGCCAGGAAGGCGCCCCGACGCGCUCUACCCGAGACUGGGCUUCGCAGCGAAUUUUAUAGGAGGCUCAUUAGCAUAUUGCGAACGUUCCGCCUCAGCCUCCUGGUGAUUGGCCGUGGCGUCGCCCAUGGAAUGUCGUUAUCAUGCCGCCGCUGAGCCAUUGGCUGCUGGGCCGGGCGAGGGCGGGCCUUGCGCAGUGACUGAAAUCCUGAAGGAACUAGAUGACUAUUAUGAGAAGUUUAAGCGCGAGACGGAUGGCGCCCAGAAGAGGAGACUGCUGCACUGCAUUCAGAGAGCCCUGAUUCGGAGCCAGGAGCUGGGUGAUGAGAAGAUCCAGAUUGUGAGUCAGAUGGUGGAGCUGGUGGAGAACCGAACCAGGCAGGUGGACAGUCACGUGGAACUCUUCGAGGCACAUCAAGAGGUCAAUGACACUACCGGCCACGGUGGCAAAGCCGGCCAAGAUAAGUCCAAGAACGAGACAAUCACACAGGCAGAAAAACCCAACAACAAGAGGUCCCGGCGACAGCGCAACAACGAGAAUCGAGAGAACGCAGCUAAUAUUCACGACCACGAUGACAUCACCUCAGUAACGCCUAAGGAGAAGAAAGCAAAAGCCUCCAAGAAGAAGAAACGCUCCAAGGCCAAAGCAGAGAGGGAAGCAUCCCCCGCAGACCUCCCCAUCGACCCAAACGAGCCCACGUACUGUCUGUGCAAUCAGGUCUCCUAUGGAGAAAUGAUCGGCUGUGACAACGACGAGUGCCCCAUCGAGUGGUUCCACUUCUCCUGCGUGGGACUGAAUCAUAAACCAAAGGGCAAGUGGUACUGUCCCAAAUGUCGAGGGGAGAAUGAGAAAACCAUGGACAAAGCCCUCGAGAAAUCCAAAAAGGAGAGGGCUUACAACAGGUAGUUGGUGGACCUCACUGAGCAGUGAAGUGACAAGAUAAGCCCGUGUAUUUAUUACAUCGCCACCUGUGGUGAGGCACAAGGACUGUACAGUGUAUAUUUUUAAAGAAUGUUAGAAAAGGAGCCAUUCCUUUUGUAGGGAUGGCGGUCAUUCUCUUUGCCUUUUGUUUUCAUUGGUACACAUGUGUAACAAGAAAGUGGUCUGUGGAUCAGCAUUUUAGAAACUACAAAUAUAGGUUUGAAUUAAACACUCAAGUGAGUCUCAGACUGAUUUUUUUUUUUUUUUCCUAGAGUGGGGGUGACAUGGAAGCAACCUAACACAUUAAAUGUGGAAAGAAGAUUUCAUUUAGCUGCUAUUUUAAUAAAAAUAAUGUUAUUUCUUCAUGAACAAAUUUUUAAAAAAUUAACCAAGUUGCUGAAAAAGCCCAUAGCAAAUUUGUUUCUUGCUAUAAUAAUGUAUAUCCAUAUAACAAUUCAAUAAAAACGUUUAAAGUUUGAAGAUUAUUUUUUAAAAAAAUAAAUGGCUAAGUUUUACAUGACAGACAUUUUAUACACUGGCCUAUUCCCCAAAUGGUCAUUUUUAAAUGAUUGGGUACAUUUUUUAUUAAAUCAAACAGAAGUGGUCUAGUCAUGGAACUUCAAAUCACACUUUUACUAUCACAAAUCCUAGUGUAGCUGUCUUUAAUUUAUAUCAAGUGUGUAAAUGUACAUUUCCAAGUGAACGUGCACUUGCUGUAUUAUAAUCAGAAGUGCGGCCAGAUGCCAUUGUGAAACCAAGGUGUGUUUCCUGCUGUGUGCACGAGAGCUGUGACAUCAAGAAAUAAAUGAAACUUGGCCAGUUUGUUCCUCUAGCAGUACAUUUAAUUUUGACAUAAGUAAUUUUAAAUUUUUGUCUUAAAAAUUUGUACACCAGCAGUUUAGACAAAGCCUUAAGCAAGUUUUGUAUUAUUGUUCUCGCUUAAUAAUGAAGUAGAAGUUACCUAAUUGCAAGCAAAUAAAUAAGUGUCAAAACAGAAUACAUAUUUAGAUCAGGGUUGGGAAAUUACUACCCACAGACCAAGUCCAGCCACCAUCCGUUUUUGUAUUGUCUGUGAGCCGAGAAUGAUCUUUACAUUGUUAAAUGGUUAAAAAAUCAAAAGAAUCCUAUUUCUUGACAAGUGAUAAUUAUAUGAAAUUCAAAUUUAGUGUCCAUAAAUAAAGUGUUACUGGCACACAGCCAUGCUUAUUCACUUA